Messenger RNA from Zychaea mexicana, 435 nucleotides. RefSeq lists its product as uncharacterized. The transcript is spliced from 3 exons. Gene Ontology annotation, molecular function: long-chain fatty acid-CoA ligase activity. Gene Ontology annotation, biological process: long-chain fatty acid metabolic process. Gene Ontology annotation, cellular component: membrane; endoplasmic reticulum. The record is from RefSeq and is a predicted model, not a curated record. Bases 1 to 435 code for a protein of 144 amino acids. Lineage: Eukaryota; Fungi; Mucoromycota; Mucoromycetes; Mucorales; Lichtheimiaceae.
AUGUACAUUGGUACCCAAUGGUUCUAUUCAAUUAUUGGGACUUCAGUUUUUGUCAUUAGCUCAGUAUCGUCGUUGAAGAAUAACACAAAAAUCAGUAUUGUUCGCAAGAUUGAUAGGAAGAAGAAUAUUUUCAAGCUUGUCUACGGUGAAUACAUUGCACUCGAAAAGAUUGAAAACAUAUACGCCAAGCAUCCUAUCGUCGCCCAAUUUUAUCUUCGUGGCGACUCGCUUCAUCACUCGUUGGUUGGCAUUGUAGUCCCUGAUCCAGAAGAACUGGCUGAUUUGAGCCCCUUCUCCAUUGAUAACGGCUUGUUGACUCCUACUCUUAAAGUUAAGCGUCCGCAGGCACGGAAGCACUGUGAAGUACAAAUCGCUGAACUUUAUGAAGAACUGGGUGCGGCCAAUGGUUCGACGGCUGCUACUGCCAGGUUGUAA